AUGCAUGAGCAACAUCAUUCUAAUCGAAGAAAUUCAACUUCGAAAUAUUAUGAACAUAAAAAACGAAAAGAAUCUGAUUUAAAAUUAAAUGAAUCAAAGAAAAAAUCAUCAUCAUAUAUUGAUAAAAAAUUUUCUAAAUCGGAAUUUGAUGAUGCUCGAUUAUUUUGUGAUGAUUGUAAUAAAUUCUAUGAUAAUAUUUGUCCAUAUCAUAAACAAUCAUAUAUUCCUGAUAAAGAAAUAUCAAAGUCAUCACUUAAAUAUUCACAACGAUUAUCUGAUCUAACUUGUCCAGAUGGAAUUAUUAUUAAAUCAUCAACUAUAUUAAAAGCAGGCAAAGGUGUAUUUGCAACAAAACGAUUUGAAAAAAAUACUUUCUUUGGACCUUAUAUGGGUACACGUCAUUCAAAUUUUAAAAGUGCACAAGAAUCAGGUUAUGCUUGGAGUAUUGCUGAUAAAUAUGGAAAAAUGAUUUAUAUUAUUGAUGGAUGUGAUUCAAACAAUAGUAAUUGGAUGCGAUAUAUCAAUUGUCCUAAUACAAUUGAACAAAAAAAUUUACAACCUAUUCAAUAUGAUCGAAAUAUGUUUUAUAAAACAAUGAGAAUAAUUCGUCCCGGAGAAGAAUUAUUUGUUUAUUAUGGAGAUGAUUAUGCUCGUUUUCUUGGUAUUAAACCAUUUAAUAUUGAAUCAAUACAAAUGAAUACUGAUGAUAAUAAUAUCAAUGAUGAUGAUUAA
This is a messenger RNA of Rotaria sordida, 732 nucleotides long. The record is from the annotation of a GenBank genome assembly. NCBI's taxonomy places the organism in Eukaryota, Metazoa, Rotifera, Eurotatoria, Philodinida, Philodinidae.